Messenger RNA from Opisthocomus hoazin, 1491 nucleotides. The record is from RefSeq and is a predicted model, not a curated record. NCBI's taxonomy places the organism in Eukaryota, Metazoa, Chordata, Aves, Opisthocomiformes, Opisthocomidae.
AUGGCAGAAACACUUGCUGGAGGCAGAAACGGGCUCUGUGAUAAAGUCAUACGAGUUGUUCCUGAGAGCGAGAGGGAAACCCAGAUCCUGAAGGCUGCAUUGAACAGGCUUAAGAAAGAGGACAGAGCUACCUUAGGUACCUCGGCCCAGAAGAAGGCUCACUGCUGCAAAUACUCCAGCAGUCAAGAUGUUGAUGUCUUCCUAGCUGUGGACCUGUGGCAGCCCAGCAGCCCCUUCCACAUCGUUGAAGGUACGGUCACCGACGUGCGAGUGCCACAGAACACGUCCCGAAGUCUGCUGCCCUACCUCCAGCAAGCAAACAUCCAGUACAAGAUUCUCAUAUCAGACCUACAGAAAGUAAUAGAAAACGAAACUGGACUGAGGUCACAUAGGAAUCGAAGGUCCCUCUCUGGGUAUAACUACGAAGUGUAUCACUCCCUGGAAGAAAUCCAGGGUUGGAUGCAUCAUCUGAAUAAAACUCAUGCAGAUCUUAUUCAUAUGUUCUCUGUUGGAAAAUCCUAUGAAGGGAGACCACUGUUUGUACUCAAGGUAGGUAAAAGAUCACGGCCUUACAAGAAAGCGGUCUGGAUAGACUGUGGGAUUCAUGCAAGAGAGUGGAUUGGCCCUGCCUUUUGCCAGUGGUUCGUGAAAGAAGCUCUUCAGACAUACCAGACCGAUCCUGCCAUGAGGAAGAUGCUAACUCAGCUGUACUUCUAUAUCAUGCCUGUAUUUAAUGUGGAUGGAUAUCAUUUUAGCUGGACAAAUGAUCGAUUUUGGAGAAAAACAAGAUCAAAGAACACAAGGUUUCGGUGUCAUGGUGUUGAUGCUAAUCGCAACUGGAAAGUGAAAUGGUGUGAUGAAGGUGCUUCCUUUCACCCGUGCGAUGACACCUACUGUGGUCCCUUUCCUGAGUCUGAGCCUGAAGUAAAGGCUGUUGCUCAUUUUCUCCGCAGACAUCGGAAACAAAUAAAAGCCUAUUUGUCCUUCCACGCAUAUGCACAGAUGCUGCUGUACCCGUACUCUUACAAAUAUGCGACUAUUCCAAACUUCAGCUGUGUGGAAUUAGCAGCCCAUAAUGCUGUUAAUGCUCUUCAGUCAGCCUAUGGUAUAAGAUACAGAUAUGGUCCUGCAUCUAGUACUUUGUAUGUGAGUUCUGGUAGCUCUAUGGACUGGGCCUACAAAAAUGGCAUCCCCUACGCGUUUGCGUUUGAGCUGCGUGACACCGGCCACUUUGGAUUUUUACUUCCCGAGACGCUGAUCAAACCCACCUGCACAGAGACUAUGCUUGCAGUUAAAAACAUAACUCUUCACCUGAUGAAGAAAUGUCAUUGAGAGCUAUUCCUAGGAGCUGGAAGUGAGCGUUGCGCUUCCAGUGUUGAUGCCUUUCGGUGCGUUCAGCUCCCAUUCUGAGCUUGGCCACUUCAAAAUUAUAGACACUAAUGGGAAUAUGGUAUUGUUUCUACCAGAUUUGGCUGGUGGAAAAUGGAAAAA